UUCAAAUGCCAACAGUUUUUUGUACAGAUCCGUUAUAUCAAUUUUUAACCGCGAAAAUUAAAACAAUUUUUAAAAGUUUUUAUUUUUGCAAAGAAAAAGCAUUCGCUUAUUUUAAACUUAAAAAAUGCCAGAGCGAAAAAAUCUAGCUCUUCCUACUGUAACAGGGGAGAAUAUGUCACGCCACGAAAUGUUACAAUGGGUGAAUACGACACUUUCCACGAAAUAUAAUAAAAUCGAGGAAUUAUGUUCUGGAGUAGCCUAUUGUCAGCUUAUGGAAAGAAUUUUCCCAAAUUGCAUCGGUAUUAGGAAGGUGAAGACAAAUGCAAAGCUUGAACAUGAUUUUGUGUUUAAUUUGAAACUCUUUCAAGGAGCAUUCCUAAAAUUGAACUAUGACAAGAGCGUCCCAAUUGAUCGGCUGGUAAAAGGUCGCUUCCAAGAUAACUUUGAGUUCCUGCAAUGGUUCAAGAAAUUCUACGACAUGCAUUCGAAUGACAAAGAGAACCAUAAGUCUCCCAAUACCUUGACUGUUGUGAAACCCAUUAGGAAGGCAAUAAGUGCCACCAACUUAAAGGCUGAUAGUAGUCCAAUUGGUCCUGGAAAGAAAACUACACCAACAUCCGCUCCCAUAGCUAAAUCGACAAGAACUAAAUCUUCCUCUACCAGCCAUCUUACGCCCCGCACUUCCCAACCCAACCGGCCUGUGUCUCCGUCCAGUAUCGAAGUUCUCACAGAAACAUGCACUCAGCUAAAAGAGCAAAUUGGUAUUACCGAGAACGACAAGAAUUACUAUUUUAAUAAACUCCAGCAAAUCGAAAACUUAUGUAUCGAAUGUGAGAAGAAAAACGAAUAUCCAGAUUGGACCAAAAAAAUACUCAAUGUUCUUUAUGAAACAAGAGAUGUCGAGGUGUCUCCAUCAAAUUUCUAGAUAAAUUUCAAUUAAAAUUUAUUUAAAUUGUGUGUGUUAAUAGUUAGAUUUUUUUUAUAUUUAUUCAUCAGUAGACUCAAUUUAAGUUCAAAGUUUUUCGUCAGAAUUUUAUGUCCAAGAAAGUUAUAAUGCAAAAUAUAAGUUUAUGAUCUCUUUUGUAAUAAAAUAUCCCAAA
Molecule: messenger RNA, 1100 nt
Organism: Eupeodes corollae
Lineage: Eukaryota; Metazoa; Arthropoda; Insecta; Diptera; Syrphidae
Product: microtubule-associated protein RP/EB family member 2-like
Exons: 5
Coding region: 125-925 (266 amino acids)
Biological process (GO): spindle assembly; regulation of microtubule polymerization or depolymerization; protein localization to microtubule plus-end
Cellular component (GO): cytoplasmic microtubule; microtubule plus-end; microtubule organizing center
Molecular function (GO): microtubule plus-end binding
Source: RefSeq, a predicted model, not a curated record